UAAUCCUGACGUCCGAUACAGCAAUCCAUAGAAAGAGAAUGCUGACAAGUCAAUCGCACGGUGUCUCUAGCCCAAAGAGCGAGGUCACUGCGCUUGUAGUCGAUGACGACAAGGUUAGCCAAAUGAUUCACCACCAGCUGCUGAACAUCCUUGGAAUCGAGAAUGAUGUCGUUGUGGACGGGAAACAAGCUGUUGACAUCCACCUAUCUGGCAAGAAAUUUGACCUCAUUCUCAUGGAUAGGGACAUGCCUGUCAUGAAUGGCAUAGAGGCAACAAAGAAACUCCGAGAUAUGGGCAUUAGGAGCACCAUUGCAGGCGUUUCGUCUCACUCAUCCUCAAAAGAAAAACAAGAAUUCAUCGAAGCGGGUCUUGAUGUCUAUCAUGAGAAGCCUUUGUCAGCUGCUAAGCUCCUCUCUGUUGUCAGUAAGAUGAAGCACACGGCAUAG
Molecule: messenger RNA, 446 nt
Organism: Rhodamnia argentea
Lineage: Eukaryota; Viridiplantae; Streptophyta; Magnoliopsida; Myrtales; Myrtaceae
Product: two-component response regulator 24-like
Exons: 2
Coding region: 39-446 (135 amino acids)
Biological process (GO): phosphorelay signal transduction system
Source: RefSeq, a predicted model, not a curated record